Messenger RNA from Scomber scombrus (Atlantic mackerel), 1056 nucleotides. RefSeq names its product blue-sensitive opsin-like. The record is from RefSeq and is a predicted model, not a curated record. NCBI's taxonomy places the organism in Eukaryota, Metazoa, Chordata, Actinopteri, Scombriformes, Scombridae. The coding region runs from base 1 to 1056 and encodes 351 amino acids. Gene Ontology annotation, cellular component: photoreceptor outer segment; membrane. Gene Ontology annotation, biological process: visual perception; phototransduction; G protein-coupled receptor signaling pathway. The transcript is spliced from 5 exons. Gene Ontology annotation, molecular function: G protein-coupled receptor activity.
AUGAGGGGAAAUCGUGGUACCGAACUGCCAGAAGACUUCUGGAUACCUGUCGCUCUGGACACCAACAACAUCACAGCACUCAGCCCCUUCCUGGUUCCUCAAGACCACUUGGGGAGCACGGCAGUCUUCUAUGGCAUGGCAGCAUUCAUGCUCUUUGUAUUUGUGGUUGGCACUGGCAUCAAUGUCCUCACCAUUGCAUGCACCAUACAGUACAAGAAGCUUCGGUCCCAUCUCAACUACAUCCUUGUGAACCUGGCCAUGGCAAACCUUCUUGUAUCUUGCGUGGGCUCCUUUACUGCUUUCUGCUCCUUUUCAGUGAGAUAUUUCAUCUUCGGACCAACAGCAUGCAAGAUUGAAGGCUUUAUGGCCACACUUGGUGGUAUGGUGAGCCUGUGGUCUCUUGCUGUGGUUGCUUUUGAAAGGUGGCUGGUCAUCUGCAAGCCACUGGGAAACUUUGUUUUCAAGCCUGACCAUGCUAUCGCUUGCUGUGCAUUCACCUGGAUCUUUGCACUGAUUGCCUCAGUUCCCCCACUGGUUGGAUGGAGUAGGUACAUCCCAGAAGGCCUGCAGUGCUCCUGUGGUCCAGAUUGGUACACCACAAACAACAAAUACAACAAUGAAAGCUAUGUGAUGUUCCUCUUCGGCUUUUGCUUUUCAGUUCCCUUUGCCACCAUUGUCUUCUGCUAUGCCCAGCUGCUCAUUACACUGAAAAUGGCAGCGAAGGCCCAGGCUGAGUCAGCCUCCACCCAGAAAGCAGAGAGGGAGGUGACCAGGAUGGUGGUCGUCAUGGUGCUGGGCUUCUUGGUGUGCUGGAUGCCCUACGCUUCCUUUGCUCUCUGGGUUGUCAACAACCGUGGGGAAUCCUUUGACCUGAGACUGGCGACCAUACCCUCCUGCUUCUCUAAAGCCUCUGCAGUCUACAACCCUUGCAUCUACAUCCUCCUCAAUAAACAGUUCCGUUCCUGCAUGUUGACGAUGCUGGGGAUGGGUGGAGGUGAGGAGGAAUCGUCAACAACAUCAUCAGUGACCGAAGUCUCCAAAGUUGGGCCUGCUUAG